AUGCCCGCUCGGGCCGGCGGGGACGGCCGGCUGCCCGCCGCGCUCCUCCGCUGGCUGCGGCUGCUGGGGCUGGGGCUGCUGCUGGGGCUGAGCGGGGCGGCGGGGGCGCCGUCGGAGCUGCGGGUGCGAGUGCGGCUCCCCGACGGGCGGGUGACGGAGGAGAGCCUGCAGGCGGACAGCGGCGCCGACUGCGUCAGCCUGGAGCUCCGCAAGAGCGACGGGACGCUCGUCACCCUGACCGCCGACUUCAAGCAGGAGGUGAAGAUAUUCCGAGCCCUGAUCCUUGGGGAACUGGAAAGGGGACAGAGCCAGUUCCAAGCUCUUUGCUUCAUCACCAGGCUGCAGCGCAACGAGAUCAUCCCCAGCGAAUCCAUGGCCAAACUGAGACAGAAAAACCCACAGACAGUGCGGCAGGCAGAGGAGGUUCGUGCACUCGAGCACCUCAGCAUGGAUGUAGCUGUCAACUUCAGCAAAGGGGCCCAGCUUAGCUCUCACAUCUACAACAUCUGUUCAGAGGCCAAGGAGACCAUCUACACGCGAGAAGAAGAUGUGAAGUUCUGGAUGGAGAAAGGGGUGGAUGGCUCCAUGUUUGAGGUCCUACCUCAGUCUGCUGACUUGCCUGAUCUGCAACAUUGUCGGGUCUGUGCAGAUCGCUGGAAACCUUGCAUCUGCAGCUACACCUUGAGCAUUGAGUGGUACCCCUGCAUGCUCAAAUAUUGCAAGAGCCGAGACGCAGCGGGAAAGACAACCUCCUACAAGUGUGGCAUCCGCAGCUGCCAGAAGGCCUACAGUUUUGAUUACUACGUGCCCCAGAAGCAGCUCUGCCUGUGGGAUGAAGAGACUUAG
This is a messenger RNA of Protobothrops mucrosquamatus (brown spotted pit viper), 846 nucleotides long. RefSeq names its product out at first homolog (gene OAF). The record is from RefSeq and is a predicted model, not a curated record. The transcript has 4 exons. NCBI's taxonomy places the organism in Eukaryota, Metazoa, Chordata, Lepidosauria, Squamata, Viperidae. Bases 1 to 846 code for a protein of 281 amino acids.